UUGGGCGUCAAACUGUUUUCGGCCGCCAUUUCGAUUUGAAUUUACCGGCGGCGUCACUUAAUUUCGUCAAGAUAAACACAUUCCCCGCCCAGCGCGUUCAACUUCGAGUUCUCGUGAAACUCCAGUCGGCUAUUGGCCAGCAGGCAUGCUCUUUAAAUAGAACGCCAACGUAUUCCUGGCCGCAAAUAUCAAACAACAAACAUCCCGACAUCCGAAUUAAAACAAAUCCAAUAUGGAGACUCAGAACAACUUUGCAUCGUUCAAGGCGGAGAUCCUGGAGAUGACGGCCCAGAAUGUGGACAUGCUCCACGCCAUGUGGCUGCGCAUCUUCGACACCAAGACCUGCGGCGAGUUCCUCCACAGGUUGAAGGACCAUGCGCAGACCUUCUACACGGAUCUCCUGAACGAGUCGUGCGAGAAGCAGCAGACGAUCCUUGACGAGAUCUCUGCCCUGCAGGCCGAGGCCAGGGACCUCACGCGACUGCUUCACGAGUCGGUGGACAUCGGCGAGCGCCCAGAUGACGUUCCACUGGUCAUCUGGCAGCUGAAGCUGGACAAGGGCAUCGAGCACCUGCGCGAGGAGCUGGCUAGGCGCCGGGCUGAGAUCUGCGAACUGCUGCUCCAGCAGGAACAGCUAUGCGAGGAACUGGGCGAACUGCCGUUGCCACUGCUGGCCGAUCCUUUGCCUCAGCCGGAGGAGAUGGAUGCGUUCCGAGAUCACCUCGAGCAGCUGCGGGCCCAGCGAGUGCUGCGCCUGAAAGAGAUGGACCAGCUGCGCCAGAGCAUCAAGCACAACAUGAAGCUGCUGGAGUGCCUGCCGCAGACGGACCAAGAGGAACGCCUGCUUAACCAGGUGGAUCACUGCCUCACGCCCGAGACCUUUGAGCGCCUGCGGAAGAUGCAAAAGGAGCUCGCCGACCAGAUGCAGGAGAUGCGAGAGCGCAUCGACGACAUGCGCGAAAAGAUUCGCGUUCUGUGGGAGCGUCUGCAGGAGACGGACGACUACGCCAUGCGAAGGGUGCGCAACGCCACCGAGUACACACAGUACACGUACGACGUUCUCCGGGAGGAGCUGCAGCGCUGCCAGGCACUCCGCAGGCAGAACCUCAAGAUCUUCAUUGAACAGCUCCGCGUGGAGAUCAAGAAGUGGUGGGAUCUCACCCUGAAGAGCCCCCAGGAGCGCAAGCGGUUCUCCAACUACUACAACGACUGGUACAAUGAGGACCUGCUGGAGUUGCACGAAUUGGAGCUGGACGAUCUCAAGAGCUUCUACGACAAUAACAAGGAGAUUUUCGAUCUAUAUGAGAGCCGGGCAGAGCUAUGGGCCCGCAUGGAGGCGCUGGAGGCCAAGGCCAGCGAGCCGAAUCGCUUUAACAAUCGCGGUGGCCAGCUACUCAAGGAGGAGAGGGAACGCAAGGCCAUCACAUCCAAGCUGCCCAAGAUCGAGCAGCAGAUCACAGAGCUGGUGCAGGCGUACGAGGCCAAGGAGAAUACACCGUUCCUGGUGCAUGGCGACAACAUUUUGGAGCGCAUGACCGCCGACUGGGAGCGUCAUCGCCAGGCCAAGCUGUUGAGCUCCGCCCGCAAGAAGGCACCGACGGUCAGCACCACGGCAUCGGCCAGCAAGAUAAUGCCUCCGCCCGCUCUGGGCUCGACGGCUCCUCGCACACCGCGCACGCUGCGCAACAUGUCGGCCAUGUCCAGCUCGACCAUGUCUCUGCGGAAGACACCAUCAGCCCAGCAUCUGCGCCCGCUGAACGUGACUAAGAGCACGGGCAACUUGCACAAGCGCCUCAAUCCAUCGGCCAGCGUUCAGCCAGGUCCAAGAACACCGAACGCCAAGCGCAGCCUGAUUGGUUCUCUGAACGCCAUGAAGAGCUCACCGGCAAUGCGCGGCAGUGCCCAGCGCUUGCUGAGCGUUAAUCAGCCCCACAGCCAGUUGAAGACCAGCAAGUCGCCGAUGAAGCGAGUGCGGGUCCUUGAGACAACGCUGCGUCGCAGCGGCGGCAUGGGCAGGCGCAGCAUUGGAACGCGGGCCAGCAAGAAGCCGCGCACCAAGACCACCGAGAAGGAGAACACACCGAACGAGCCGGAUGACGACUAUACCACAGAUGAUAAUUCCGAGCAGGGGGUAUCCUAUGAGGAGUUCCAGCCACCCGGCCGAUCCUCAAUGCUACCGCGUCAGCGUAUCCAGGCGCCACGUAUGAUGCGCCAUGCGGUGGGAAUGAAGGAGGAUGUGGAGGAGGAGCAGCAGCAGGAGCCACCACGCACCAGGAACAGUCUCCGACCCCCGUCGCCAAGGGAGAGCCUGAUGGUGUUCCAGCCACGUCGACAGUUAUAGGAGAGAGAGAGCGUUCCCCAGGACAUUUUACUUAAGUUUUACUGUUUCCACUUAGUUUACAGUUUGUGUUUCCCUGCACUUCAUGUUCUGUUUUAUCAUUAAAUUCUGUUUGCAAACUAAUAAUAAUAAAAA
Messenger RNA from Drosophila kikkawai, 2473 nucleotides. It is a transcript of the gene feo, whose product is annotated as fascetto. Gene Ontology annotation, molecular function: microtubule binding. Lineage: Eukaryota; Metazoa; Arthropoda; Insecta; Diptera; Drosophilidae. Gene Ontology annotation, cellular component: cytoplasm; spindle; mitotic spindle midzone. The record is from RefSeq and is a predicted model, not a curated record. Gene Ontology annotation, biological process: microtubule cytoskeleton organization; mitotic spindle midzone assembly.